Ictalurus furcatus (blue catfish) is the source of this 5563-nucleotide messenger RNA. RefSeq names its product period circadian protein homolog 2-like. The transcript has 23 exons. NCBI's taxonomy places the organism in Eukaryota, Metazoa, Chordata, Actinopteri, Siluriformes, Ictaluridae. Gene Ontology annotation, biological process: negative regulation of transcription by RNA polymerase II; circadian regulation of gene expression; entrainment of circadian clock by photoperiod. Gene Ontology annotation, cellular component: nucleus; cytoplasm. The record is from RefSeq and is a predicted model, not a curated record. Gene Ontology annotation, molecular function: transcription cis-regulatory region binding; transcription corepressor binding. The coding region runs from base 739 to 4689 and encodes 1316 amino acids.
AAUAAUUUAAAAUCUCUUCCCUACUUGGUCCUUAUUCGAGAAUUAACCGUAGGUCUAGCCCAGAUUGUGAGCGAAGUUGGUCAUGUAUUAAUCAGAAGCUACUAGAUCGUAUCGUAUGGUAACGGACUCAGUGGUAUCGUCACAUAUCGGAUCGUUGCCUCAUGAAUGGAAUCGUAUCGUGUGGAAGUCUGAGGUUUACACUCCAAACGGCUAGACAGCUGUUUUAGUACAUUUUCCAGCCAAUCAGAAGGCAGUUAGCUGAUUUUAUUUCAAUAAAUAUUAAAUCUUAUUUAUAUGCAACACAACCAUUUAAAAUGCAGCCGAUUAAUUUGUAUAUAUAUUUUUGCGCGCUGUUUGUUUAUAACACGCUUUCUAACUUCCGCACUGCUUUCCCUAGUCACGCCCAUUUCAACACGUCACGCGCAUCUCAACCAAUCAGAGACGGGAAUCUCUGUACCACUCUACCGCUCUCUGUUGGCCAGUGAGCGCGCGCGUCAGCACCGAGGCAGCACGUAGCCGGCGUCAGCUUCAUUCACUGCAACCUGAGGCGAGUUGUAGCUUUUAUAUAACUCAACAACGACUCGGAGAAAAGCAGCACAUCUCCUCAGAACCGGGCCGGAACCGAUCAGACUACCGCUUCUCAUUCAGAUCUGUAAUUUCGUGCCUUUACUGCUUUUCCACGUCGAUGUCAUGCGUCAGGUCAGCUGAGCUGUGACCUUUGACCCUCUGACUUCCUCCAUGUCAGGUGAGUCUGAGCUGAAGUCGUACCUGUCAGGGGGCGGGUCUGAAGAGGAGGAGGAGAGCGGGUCUCCCUGCGGCACCAUGUCUCAUCUGCACGAAAUGGGCGGAGCAUCAGAUGGGAGCGACAGUGGAAACGACCCGCCCACCUCCCCGAGUUCCCGCCCACCGCUUCAUGAGGACAUGGAGAUGGGCGGGAGCGGCUCGAGCGGGAGUGGCACGGAAUCCCAUGGCAACGAGUCGCAUGGCAACGAAUCUGUAGGAAGUUCAAGCGGCAACAGCAAAGACUCGGCUCUGUUAGAAUCAUCAGCCAGCAACAAGAGUUCGAACUCUCAGAGUCCGUCUCCACCCAGCAGCUCCAAUGCCUACAGCCUGGUGAGCUCAGAGCAGGACAACCCAUCCACCAGCGGCUGCAGCAGUGAGCAGUCUGCGAAAGCCAAAACUCAGAAGGAGCUCUUUAAGACCCUGAAGAACCUGAAGCUCCACCUGCCUGCUGAGAAACACAGUAAAGGUCGAGCGAGCACAUUACACACACUCCGUUACGCACUGCGCUGCGUCAAACAGGUCAAAGCUAAUGAGGAAUAUUAUCAGAUGUUGAUGAUAAACGACAGCCAGCCGCCAGGUCUGGACGUUUCCUCCUACACCAUCGACGAGCUCAACAGCAUCACGUCUGAAUACACACUCAAAAACACAGAUAUCUUCGCCGUAGCCGUGUCCCUGAUCACGGGGAAGAUGGUGUAUAUAUCGGAGCAGGCGGCGGCAAUCCUGCACUGCAGUAAGGACGAGUUUAAGGACAGGAAGUUUGUGGAGUUUCUGACGCCGCAGGAUGUGAGUGUGUUCUACAGCUUCACCACUCCGUACAGACUGCCCUCAUGGAGCAUGUGCACCGGGGCGGAAUCAUCAGCUACAGAUUUUGUUCAGGAGAAAUCUUUCUUCUGCAGAAUCAGCGGUGAGAAGGAGAAGGAGGGGGAUCUUCAGUAUUACCCGUUCAGGAUGACUCCGUAUCUGAUGAAGGUUCAGGAACCAGAACUGUCAGAGGAACAUUUCUGCUGCCUCUUGCUGGCUGAGAGAGUACACUCUGGAUAUGAGGCACCCAGAAUCCCACCAGACAAAAGGAUCUUCACUACGACACACACCCCAAACUGUGUGUUCCAGGAUGUUGACGAGAGGGCGGUGCCUCUGUUAGGAUAUCUUCCACAGGACCUGAUUGGGACCCACAUUCUUCUUCACCUUCACCCUGAAGACAGACCACUGAUGCUGGCUGUGCAUCGCAAGAUUGUGCAGUAUGUGGGUCAGCCGUUUGAUCACUCCUCCAUGCGCUUCUGCACGAGGAAUGGUGAAUACGUUACCAUAGAUACCAGCUGGUCUAGUUUCGUCAGCCCCUGGAGUCGCAAAGUGUCCUUCGUCAUCGGAAGACACAAAGUGCGCAUGGGCCCUGUGAACGAGGAUGUGUUUUCAGCUCCUGCUUUCACAGAGGGGAAAAUCAUGGACUCGGACAUCCAGGAAAUCUCAGAGCAGAUACAUAAAAUCCUGCUGCAGCCUGUACACUGCAUGGGCUCCAGCGGUUACGGGAGUCAUGGCAGCAACAGUUCCCAUGACCACCUGAACACACCCAGUGAAAGCAAUAGCAACAGCAACACCACCGAGGAGACCAACAAGAGCAAACCGAGGUCAUUCCAGGAGAUCUGUAAAGGUGUUCAGUUGCUGAAGACGCAGGAUCAGCAGGCCUCCGCUUCUAAAGCAGACCAGAAGAAAGGCACAGAGCGUGAGUGCAUGUCAGGAUUAAAGUGUCCAGGAGUGAAGCAGAAAGACACCCCAGUGGUAAGAGGUGGUACUGCAGCCGUGGAGGAGCUCCAGGACCAAACCUUAUACUCCUACCAGCAAAUUAGCUGCCUGGAUAGUGUGAUCAGAUAUUUGGAGAGCUGUAACACGUCUGUCACGCCGAAAAGGAAGUACCAGUUCUCCUCCAACACGACCUCCUCUAACUCAGACGAAGAGAAGAAAGCGUGUGCCGGGGCGAUGUCCAGCCCACAAGGUCUUUUGAAGACCAAUAAGAAGUCUCCAUCUGAUGUAGUGGGUGGGGCUUUGGCUCCUUUGGCCCUGCCCACUAAAGCAGAGAGUGUUGUAUCCAUCACGUCUCAGUGUUCUUAUAGCAGCACUAUUGUACAUGUGGGGGACAAGAAACCACAGCCGGAGUCAGAGAUCAUUGAGGAUGUUGCCGAAAGCCCCACCCCUCCUGUGCCAGUAAGCCUGAUGACUCCGCCCACAGCCGAGCAGGGACCCUAUAGGAAACUGGGCCUGACCAAACAGGUGCUGGCGGCUCACACGCAGAAGGAGGAGCAGGCGUUUCUGAGUCGCUGCAGAGACCGGAGUCUCACAUCGCUGCAGAAAACCUAUUCGGACCGCUCCCAGAGGGACGGGGGGCACGGUAACCACGCGCCAUCUGCUGCCAAACCCGGCACAUCCGGGGCAGAACCGACCACCAAAAAGAGCGGCCGGACCAGAAAGUCAAAGAAACCACGGAUAAGAAAACCCGAAUCGUCGGACAGCGCCGUCUCUCAGCGCAGGCUCCGCCCACCUCUUCAGGGACUGAACCAGACAUCAUGGUCGCCAUCGGAGGCGUCUCAGUCUGCGUUCUCAGUGCCAUACCCCGCCAUGAUUCCCGGUUACAAUUUUUACCCGGCUACACUGCCCCCUGCUGGUGACCGCAGUUCAGAUGCCCGAACCACUCAGGCUCCGCCCACUGCUCCCCAAUUCCCAGCCCCAGUGGUCACACCGAUGGUGGCAUUUGUUUUACCCAGCUAUAUGUUCCCUCAGCUCGGCAUGUCAGCAAGCCCACCUUUCUACCCCGAGCAGCAGCCAGGUGUCGGUGCUCAGCAGCCGAACUACAACCCCCAGAAUCCCUUGCAACCUCAGCAAACACAACCAAACUACACUACCCGACAGCCUUUCCAGCCUCAACAAGACUACACUGUCCCGCAAGCAUUUACGCCCCAACACGUCUACGUUACCCAGAAUCCUUUUCAACCCCAAGCUCCGUUUCAACCCCCACAGCCGUUCCAGAUGCAGUUCACUCCGCAGACACCGCUCCCAUACCAGAUGACCUCUGACCCCAGGCUUCCUGUUCCCGAAUCGGCUGAGGUCCCUUCCCCGUCUCCUCUCUCUUGCUCUCCGCCGCUGUUCGGGUCUCACUGCAGCUCUCCGUUACAGCUGGACCUGCUGCAGCUGGAGGACAAAGCGGACUCGCACAGCACGACGCCACUGUCAGGUGCCCGGGGGAACUGCAGCUCGGUGCAGGAGAAAAGUAGCAGCACUGCAGACAUGCAGCAGCCGUGUCGUGUUGAAGACGGAGGUCCGAGUGACGCUCUCUCCUCGUCCAGUGAGCUGAUGGAUCUGCUGAUGCAGGAGGACUCGGGAUCGGCCACGUCUGCAUCCACAGGCUCCGCCUCCAACGGCUGCAACACCUCCAACAGCGGCGCAGGGAGCAGCAAAUAUUUCGGGAGCGUGGACUCUUCUGAGCAAGAGCACAAGGAGAAAAGGAAAGAAGACGGACAAAACUUCAAAUAUGUCCUCCAGGAUCCUCUCUGGCUGCUGAUGGCCAACACCGACCAGAACAUCAUGAUGACCUAUCAGGUGCCGUCACGGGACAUGGAGAAGGUGUUACGGGAAGAUCGAGAGCGUUUGCGGCAGCUGCAGAAGAACCAGCCACGUUUCACUUCAGAUCAGAGGCGAGAGCUCCGAGAGCAGCACCCGUGGAUGAGACGAGGUGGUUUACCUAAAGCCAUCAACGUCAAGGAGUGUCUGUACUGUGAGAACGAUGCCGGCGCUCCGUUAGAAGACGAUCUGCCUGAAAUGGAACUCGGCGUUCUGGGAGGAGAGGCGUUGGCAGAAGAGGGCGUGUCUCACGUACAGGAAGAGGAGGAGCAUGUCUUAUUAGACUGUGUUUCCUAGCAACUUCAAAAACGAAAACACGUAGCAUGCUUUCAGACAGAGGGAUCUUCCAGCUCAACACACACACACACUACACUGCCUAGACAGACUUUUUUUAUGCCAAAUAACUUCCCUUUACCUUUGAUCUGUGUGUGCGUGUGUGUGUGCGAGACACUCCUGAACGAGCAGAUCAGAUCAUUAACACUAACACACUGUGAUACGAGGAGUGAAACGUAUGUGUCAGAAUUUCUGUGACACCGAAUGAAACGUAUUUAUUUAUGAACUCUGGAGAGGAUUUAAAAUAAAAUAGUGCAGUGUGUAUUAACUAUACGCUGUGUUUAUUAUUCACGCCACAAAACUCCAACAUUUACACACAGGACCAGUUUUGUUUUAAAACAAAUCUAUGAUGAAAGUUGAAAACAAAAGACUUUGUUCAUCAUUUUAUUUCUGUUACUCUAUAAUUGUUGAGAUUUAGCGGUUUUUCAUCAGGACUGGGUUUAGGGUUUUUUACAUUCCUGUUUGUGAUGUUUGUUUUUAUUCCGUGUUUACGGUUAGCUUCAGUCGCAGGGAAAGACAGUCCGGUUAUUUAAACUCUGUACUGUGAAAGUGCUUUGACUGGGUCAGAUCCGUGGUUCUGAUCCGUGGUUCUGAUGAGCCAGCCGAUGAUCUCUUACUUCCUGUGUGCUUUUAGUAGUUUUGUGGUGUAAAGGAUGAAUAAUGAACGACAGAACGUGUGAGCGCUGUACUGUUUUAUUCAACUCACGUGACUGUUUAUUGUUUUUGUUCAUUAGAGUUUAUUUUCGUCUAAAGUGUGUGACAACAACGAUCAGAACAACGUCUUACACUGUGAACCUUUUUCUUCUUCGUUUCUUACUCGAGUAAAAAUGUGAUUUUC